Molecule: messenger RNA, 2535 nt
Organism: Panicum virgatum (switchgrass)
Lineage: Eukaryota; Viridiplantae; Streptophyta; Magnoliopsida; Poales; Poaceae
Product: pollen-specific leucine-rich repeat extensin-like protein 3
Exons: 1
Coding region: 1-2157 (718 amino acids)
Source: RefSeq, a predicted model, not a curated record
AUGGAGGCCGCCUGCCGCCGCCUCGCGCUCGUCACCGUCGCCACCGCCGUCCUGCUCGGGGCGGCGGCCGCGCUCUCGGACGCGGAGGCGUCCGACAUCGCGCGACGGCAGAUGCUGUCCCUGCGCGAGGGCAACGGCGAGCUCCCCGACGACUUCGAGUUCGACAUCCGCGUCGACGUCACCUUCGCCAACGAGCGCCUCCGCCGCGCGUACGCCGCGCUCCAGGCCUGGCGCCGCGCCAUGUACUCCGACCCCAAGAACUUCACCGGCGGCUGGGUCGGGGCCGACGUGUGCUCCUACUUCGGCGUCACGUGCGCCCAGGCCCUCGACGACCCCAGGGUCACCGUCGUCGCCGGCGUCGACCUCAACGGCGGCGACAUCGCGGGGUACCUCCCCGCCGAGCUCGGCCUCAUGAGCGACCUCGCCUUCUUCCACAUCAACUCCAACCGCUUCUGCGGCAUCAUCCCCAAGAGCUUCAGCCGCCUCGCCCUCCUCCACGAGCUCGACGUCAGCAACAACCGCUUCGUCGGCGCCUUCCCCGACGUCGUGCUGCAGAUCCCCGUGCUCAAGUACCUCGACCUCCGGUUCAACGACUUCGACGGCGCCCUCCCGCCGGAGCUCUUCGAGAAGGACCUCGACGCCAUCUUCGUCAACAGCAACCGCUUCGUCGGCACCAUCCCGGAGAACUUCGGCAACUCCACGGCCACGGUGGUGGUGCUCGCCAACAACGCCUUCGUCGGGUGCAUCCCUCGCAGCGUCGGCCGCAUGGCCGACACGCUCGACGAGCUCGUCCUGCUCAACAACCGCCUCGACGGCUGCAUCCCGCCGGAGCUCGCCAACCUCGGCAACACCACGGUGGUGGACGUCAGCGGGAACGCGCUCGUCGGCACGCUGCCCGAGGGGCUCCUCAACAUGACCAAGCUGGAGCAGCUCGGCGUGUCGAGGAACCAGCUCGCCGGCGCCGUGCCGGAGCGUGUCUGCAAGCUCCCGGCACUCGCCAACUUCAGCUUCGCCCACAACUUCUUCAGCGUCGAGCCGGCGGCGUGCGUGCCGGCGGAGGACAAGCCCGUGGCGCUCGACGACAGCAGCAACUGCCUCGGCAGCGGACGCCCGGAGCAGAAGCCGUCGCCGGUGUGCGCGCCCGUACUUGCACACCCCGUCGACUGCCGCACCAACGUCUGCUCCGCCGGCCCCAACCCGCCGAGGCCAACUUACACGCCGUCGCCGAAGAGGGAGACGCCCGUGCCGCCGACGCCCAAGCCAACGCCUGUGCCGAAGCCAGAAACACGGCCGCCACUGGUGAAGUUCCCGCCACCGCAAGCGCCAAUGAGUUCCCCACCACCACCGGUGAAAUCUCCUCCUCCGCUGGCUCCGGUGAGCUCACCGCCGCCACCCGUGAAAUCGCCUCCACCGCCGGCUCCGGCGAGCUCGCCACCACCACCGGCGCCAGUUAGCUCGCCACCCCCACCAGUGAAAUCACCUCCACCACCAGCUCCGGUGAGUUCGCCACCCCCACCCGUGAAGUCACCUCCGCCACCAGCUCCGAUGAACUCGCCGCCACCUCCAGUCAAAUCUCCUCCACCUCCACCACCAGUGAAAUCGCCACCUCCUCCAGCUCCGGUGAGCUCGCCGCCACCACCUGUAAAAUCGCCUCCUCCACCGGCUCGAGUGAGCUCACCACCUCCACCUGUAAAAUUCCCUCCCCCACCUGCUCCAGUGAGAUCACCGCCACCACCUGUAAAAUCCCCUCCACCACCAGCUCCGGUAAGCUCUCCACCGCCGCCGGUACAAUCACCGCCGCCACCAUCACCGGUGAGUUCUCCACCCCUACCAAUCAAAUCACCACCUCCACCAGCUCCGGUAAGCUCUCCGCCACCACCACCACCACCAGUUCAUUCCCCACCUCCACCAGCUCCCGUGAGCUCACCACCUCCCCCGGUAAAAUCUCCUCCUCCACCGGCCCCAAUCAGCUCCCCACCCCCGCCUGUAAAAUCUCCACCGCCACCAGCCCCCUUGAGCUCACCGCCCCCACCCGUACUCCCACCACCACCGCCACUGGCUCCAUCACCGCCUCCGCCAUCACCGGGUAUCAUCCUGCCACCAAUCAUGUCGCAGAAGUACGCUUCGCCGCCGCCGCCUCAGUUCCAAGGAUACUAACUGCUCCACUGACUCAUGCUGAGAGAUGACCAGGACGACGAGGCGGCUGCGAUGAUCAGCUGAUCACAGCAUGCUCUAGUGACGUGGAAGCUCUGGUGAGUGAAAGGGCGGUACCUGCAUGCGUUGCAGCGUGGGUGCAUGCGUGCGUGUAUAUGUCUAUAUGAGUAUAGGUAAUGUACGUAAGUACCCACACGUGUGCACAUGUAACUUGACCGGAGAAGAGGAAUUGAGCAAAAGGAGGGGGGAACUAAGGUCACACCACGAUGCAAUUGUAAGAAGUUUUUGGGAUUCUGAUGCAGAAUGGGAGAGACGGGUAUACUCAAAUGUUGGUGACACUAUUUUCAUUGAUAACAUUGGUGAACUAAAUAGUACUGUAGU